GCUGCCGCUACCAACACCAACACCACCAACUCCUCCGUCUCCUCUCUCGGAUAUAUAGCGAUAGCGAAAGCGAGUGACCCGGCCGCCGCGGCGGGAGUGGGCGUGGGCGUGGCGGGGACAGCGACGGGGUGCGCGGUGAUCUCGGAGGUGCGGUCGAGGUCAUGAUGGAUCACCUGAGCCUGGUGCCCUACGAGGGGAGCAGCGCCGGCGGCGGCGGGGGAGGGAAGUACAAGGAGUGCAUGCGGAACCACGCGGCGGCGAUGGGCGGGCAGGCGUUCGACGGGUGCGGGGAGUACAUGCCGGCGUCGCCCGACUCGCUCAAGUGCGCCGCGUGCGGGUGCCACCGCAGCUUCCACCGCCGCGCGUCCGCGGCGGCGUCCGCGGGGGGAGUCGGUGGUGGCGCCGGGGCGUGCGGGCCACCGGUGCUUUUCCGCCCGCCGCCGGUGUCGCACCACGGCGCGCUGCAGGGCUUCCUCCCGUCGGUGCCCCCGCCGCCGCCGCAGCUCGCGCUGCCGUACCACGCCGUGCCGGCCGCGGCGUGGCACCACGCGGCCGUGGCCGCCCGCGCCGGGUCGGAGACGCCGCCCCGGCAGGACGACUUCGGUCCCGGCAGCGCCGGCGCCACCGGUUCGGGCAGCUUCGGGCGGAAGCGGUUCCGGACCAAGUUCACGCCGGAGCAGAAGGAGCGCAUGCGCGAGUUCGCCGAGAAGCAAGGGUGGCGCAUCAACCGCAACGACGACGGAGCCCUGGAUCGCUUCUGCCUCGAGAUCGGCGUCAAGCGCCACGUCCUCAAGGUCUGGAUGCACAACCACAAGAACCAGCUUGCCUCUUCCCCAACCUCCGCCGCUGCCGCCGCCGCAGUCGCGGGCAUGAACCCUCUCAACCCAGGCACCGGCAUAGGCCUCAGCACCGGCGUCGGCGUCGGCGGCGCCGGCGACGACGACGACACCGACGACUCCCCUCCCCGCGCCGCCGUGUCGUCCCCCUCUCCUUCCCCAAUCAGCGUCUAGCUAGACACCGCAUCACACUGGUGCAGCCCAGCUUAGCUUAGCUACUAAGCUCACUUAAUCACUAGGGUUUAGCUCUAAUUUUAAACUAGCGUUCCAUCCAUUAGCCGCUAGUCAGUUCCGCGUUAAUUAACGGCCAACCACCCGCUCUGUCCCCCGCACCGCGGCCGUGGCAGCCAAAGGAAGGGCAUAUCUGUAAUUUCCUCUCUACUAGAAGUACUCUGCCGUAGUAGCUGCUGCA
Molecule: messenger RNA, 1248 nt
Organism: Oryza brachyantha (malo sina)
Lineage: Eukaryota; Viridiplantae; Streptophyta; Magnoliopsida; Poales; Poaceae
Product: zinc-finger homeodomain protein 8-like
Exons: 1
Coding region: 162-1010 (282 amino acids)
Biological process (GO): regulation of developmental process; regulation of DNA-templated transcription
Cellular component (GO): nucleus
Molecular function (GO): DNA-binding transcription factor activity; transcription cis-regulatory region binding
Source: RefSeq, a predicted model, not a curated record